Messenger RNA from Erpetoichthys calabaricus (reedfish), 8020 nucleotides. It is a transcript of the gene gabrb1, whose product is annotated as gamma-aminobutyric acid type A receptor subunit beta1. Lineage: Eukaryota; Metazoa; Chordata; Cladistia; Polypteriformes; Polypteridae. Gene Ontology annotation, biological process: signal transduction; monoatomic ion transmembrane transport; regulation of membrane potential. The record is from RefSeq and is a predicted model, not a curated record. Gene Ontology annotation, molecular function: GABA-A receptor activity; extracellular ligand-gated monoatomic ion channel activity; neurotransmitter receptor activity. Gene Ontology annotation, cellular component: neuron projection; GABA-A receptor complex; synapse.
ACAGAGUAACUUCCAGCGCUGUGGACGAAGCCGUACGGCCGUAAAAGGAUUUUUACCUGCGCCAAUCUGAGCGAGGACGGGUCAGAGCCGUCCACUGAUGUCGGAUGGACCGCGCGGUAGCUCGGACUCCAGUUCUAGAAGUUUAAUAUCUCCCAACUCCCGCUGAGUUUUAAAAUAAUUGAAAGAGUUGGCAUGGUCGGGGUUGCUGCUGUUGCUUUUUUACACACUGUCAUUUUUUUUUCCAAGCGCAAUUUUUUUAGACCCGCUAAAUAAUUCAUUUCGUUGUACGCCCGAGACUUUUAGUCCGUAACUGACAAAGGGGUUCCCUUGUGAAACGAGCAGAUCCCUCGCAACGUUUUUUUUUCUUCUUCUGUUUUUUUUUCAGGAUGUCCAACAGACUUGCAUGUUUAAAAGUAAACGAGGAUCUGCUUUCAAUGCCACUAGUGUCUUGCAGCACGGGGAGACCUGCUGGAUGCUAAUAUCAUCCACGCAGUUAAGCAUUCUUUGGAAAUGCCAGCAGGAAACAGUUUUGCUUAGCGCAUCGGUUUAACUGAAGCUGAAGAGCGGCCAUCCCCGGGAUAACGAGAAAUCACUUACGAGACGGGUAUCGCUUCGGCAUUUUUUUCCAAGAGAAAUUGUUUCCAAGUAAACAGCGUUUUUGAUGUCGGGCACGCACGCAGUGCGCAUGCGUCGCUCUGCUCGGAAUUAUUGCACUGCCUGGGACUAAGUUGCAUUCCUUGAAUCUUCCCUCAAAGACAUUUCUUUUAAUCAAAGUUAGGAAUGUGGAGAGUUCAAGACCGUGGAUGUUUUGGUUUUUUAUCAUUUCCAAUGAUGGUGGCCAUGGUCUGCUGUGCACAGAGCGUUAAUGAGCCCAGCAACAUGUCAUUUGUGAAAGAAACCGUGGAUAAACUGCUCAAGGGAUACGACAUUCGCUUAAGGCCUGAUUUUGGAGGUCCUCCUGUAGAUGUUGGGAUGAGUAUAGACAUCGCCAGCAUUGAUAUGGUUUCAGAAGUCAAUAUGGAUUACACACUCACAAUGUACUUUCAGCAGUCAUGGAGGGACAAAAGGCUUUCUUACUCUGGAAUACCUCUCAACCUAACUUUAGAUAACAGAGUGGCAGACCAGCUGUGGGUGCCUGACACCUACUUCCUCAAUGACAAGAAAUCCUUUGUGCACGGAGUUACUGUUAAGAACAGAAUGAUCCGUUUGCAUCCUGAUGGGACUGUUCUCUAUGGCCUCAGAAUCACCACAACUGCAGCCUGCAUGAUGGAUCUUCGUAGAUAUCCACUUGAUGAGCAGAACUGUACCUUGGAAAUUGAGAGCUAUGGCUACACCACUGAUGAUAUUGAAUUUUAUUGGAAAGGAGGCGACAGUGCAGUGACUGGAGUCCUUCGAAUCGAACUACCACAGUUCUCAAUUGUGGAUUAUAAAAUGCUGUCCAAAAAGGUAGUGUUUGCAACAGGCUCCUAUCCCAGGCUUUCCCUGAAUUUUCAGCUGAAAAGAAACAUUGGAUAUUUCAUUCUACAGACCUAUAUGCCUUCAACUUUAAUCACCAUUCUGUCUUGGGUUUCCUUCUGGAUUAACUAUGAUGCCUCUGCUGCACGAGUUGCCCUGGGGAUAACUACGGUGCUGACUAUGACAACCAUCAGCACUCAUCUCAGGGAAACACUGCCCAAGAUUCCUUACGUAAAAGCAAUUGAUAUUUACCUAAUGGGAUGCUUCGUAUUUGUGUUUCUGGCACUUCUUGAAUAUGCCUUUGUGAACUACGUAUUCUUUGGAAGAGGACCCCAGCUUCAAAAAAAGGCAGCAGAAAAAGCUACCCAGGCUAAUAAUGAAAAGAGCAAACUGGACACUAACAAAGUUCAAGUUGACGCCCAUGGAAACAUCUUGUUAACAACCCUGGAAAUUAGGAAUGAAGUCAGCGGCUCUGAGGUGUUAACAAGCAUAAAUGACCCCAGAGCCACAAUGUUCUCCUAUGACAGUGCAAGCAUCCAGUACAGGAAACCUGUCACCAGUCGGGAUGUGUACGGGAGAAGUGUUGCAGACAGACACCUGCCACACAAAAAGGGACGCUUAAGGCGAAGAGCAUCCCAGAUCAAAAUUAAGAUUCCUGACUUGACUGACGUUAACGCCAUUGACAAGUGGUCUAGGAUCAUCUUUCCUAUCACAUUUACUUUUUUUAAUGUUGUCUACUGGCUUUAUUAUGUGCACUAGGUUGUCCCAAGUAUUUUUCCAUGUAUUUUCCCUUCAAGGACUGCAGGUGGGAUACAGCUGCAAAAUGAAGGUAAGGUAUUCAGCCAUUGUGUGAAUGUGCAUAUGUGUCUGCAUGAGAAAUAUGGUGAGAGAAUUGCUAGAAGUUAAGAUUCUUGUUUUCUUUCAUCAGUAGCCGUUUAUAAAAAAAAAAAAACAAAAACAAAAAAAAAAACUCUUUCAACAGCUUUAACUUUCAUACACAAUUUGUUGGAAUCCCAACAAAGACGAAUUACCUGUGGCUUCAGGUCUUUUAUAAGCAAUGAAGCCUUACAAUUUUUGCAUUCAAUAGAAUGUAAAAACAUAAGCCAUUUACUUAUUAACUUUUUAACAGAUGACACAGAAUGCUUGACAUCCUCAUUCGAAGGCUUAUUAUCUACGAACAAGAGACAUUCACCUGUCUUGCGUAUGUCCCCUCUUUAUGUUCUUAAGGAAGAGACACCUGAGCCACUUUUGAAUCAGUCUUGGCAUAUGCAUGAAGCAUGUGCAUUCUCAUUCAAGGUGUCUCAAGCUAAGCGUUUGUUUUUUAUUUUUCUCUUCUCUUUUGCCAAAGUGUAUUACUCAAAAAUUGUUUUGGUAAUUGAAGAAAGUAUAUCAUAUUUGACCUUAGUCUACAGACUUUAACUAAAUUAAAUUGAGAUGUGCUGAUAUCAAAGAAUGAGAUAUGGACCAGAAUAAUAUAUUAUAUAUAUAUAUAUAUAUAUAUAUAUAUAUAUAUAUAUAUAUAUAAAUUAUUUUGUGACAUUCUGGGCAUUUUUGAAAUGCAGGUUUCUCAAAAGUAAAUCAGGUAAAAAAAAUUAAGAAAAAUUAUUACGCUAGUAUAUUGUGUGGCCUCUCUUAAAAGCCUUGUUAACUCAUGCACCUUAGAAAAUGAAUCCCAGCCACUUAUCCAACAAAGUAAGCAUACCUCAAGAUGAAAUGCAAUGCUGAUAUGGAAAUAGUUCAGUCCCCUAAAGCUUUGAGUUCUGCUAUCACCUUUUAAGUACAAGAAGUGUAAACUCCCAGCAUGCAUCAUUGUAAUUAACAGUGGAUUGCUUGCAGCUGUAAGUAUCCUACAUUCCUCUUCAGUUUUACAGCUUUAUAGACACAAUAGCACAGUGAUACCAGAAUUUUUAUUAGAUGCGGCUCCUUUUGGAAUGGCUUGAUUUAAUUACCAAGCAUGUGUUCUGCUGGAAGGGUCUAAGUCUUACAAAGAGAUGACAGCCUAAUACUAUUACAGCUGUAGGCUGCAUUAAAAAAGCCAUUAAGAUGCAGAAUUGGAUUACAUAUUUCCUGUACGUUCCAUUGCAGAGGAUGAUUUUGACAAAAUUGCAGAACUGAAAUGUACAUCUUUCUGUCCUUUUUUCCUGAUCACAGCUUCACGUACUUGUGUGUAUAUGGACUGGCUUAUACCAAUUUAUUUUCUUUUCCUAUGACAGUGCUGAUAUUUUUAGAAUUUCCAAGAAGAUUGCAUACAUGUAAAUACCUUGUAAGGUGUGACUAUUGAAGAUGGUGCACCAGUUGUCACAAAAGGGCAAGAAAAUGCAAACAGGUGUUUCUUUCAUAAAAAGAUGCAUGCUUCGCUUCUCAUGGCUGAAUAUUGUGCCUUUGAACAAGAAUUACAAUGUUUCAACAGGGUUAUUCUUAAUACUAGCAUACAGAGUCACAACCACUAUACUUGUACAACGUCAUGAUCUACAUUACCAUUCAAAAUAGUUAUCUUAACAUUCCGACAUUAUGAUGACAAUCUGUAAAUAGAGAGAAAAAUAUCUUAUCCACUGUAAUAUUUUCUACUAGAAAAGAAGUAAAGUUAAAUAAAAUGGCUUGAGGCACUGCGCUUAACUCAAAAUAUCCUGUUGACAGACUAACUCCUGCACCUCCAAAGUAUUAUCAACAGGACAUAAUGAAGGAAUCGUUCGAUAGGUGCUGAACGGAUUUGUAAGAGGCUGUAUUGAUGGAUUUGCUGGAAAAAUUGAAUUAUUUUGCCUAUUCUUGUUUUCCUUUGUGUGUGGGUAUACUUUUGGGUUUGUAUCGUUCACGUCUGCUUAAUUGGGAAUGAGACCACAUUUAAGAAGGUGUGCCGCUACCAUAUGGGUUUAUUCCAUUAUCGUAAAAUAAAAUUGUAAGUGUACAUUCAUUAUUCCUGUUUAAAGACUGUGCAGAGCGGGCAAGGGCUUGGCCCACAUUCAUUCAGCCAUUUAGGAUCACUGAUUUUAGAAUAAUUUGCUCUUCGUUGUGCUGUCUCAUUUCAGUUUUACACUAAGGUGACCACCUUGUGCCAGUUUUGCAACAUCACUAUUGUUUCUGGUGUCCUCACUUAUCACAGUUUCAGUUUGCUUAAUAAAACUCAAUUUACAAUCAGACUGAUAAAUGUAGCCCUUCUGAAAACAACAUUCAAAAUGUUAUUAGAUGUCACUGGUAUGCUUUUUUAGAUGGCUUACUUGUUUCUCAAUCUUUAAACAAAGCAAAAUAUUUCUUGCUUUAAAAAUUUGAUCCAGAAAGAUGUGUGGACUGACAUUUGAGCUUGACAGUUGGCAUUUAAAAUCUCUCCAAUCAGUGCCUGAAUUUUCUUAUAUGUAAGAACAACUCAGUGAUAAAUAAUCAGGAAACACCUGGGUGGAGGAUGGGAAGCAUAUUUUGAAGGGAAUCAACGGUGACAAAACCCAGAAAAGAGUAACCAGAAAGAAUGGAGCCAGUGUGUCUGCCUAGUGUGUCUUCUUUUUAGAGAUUAAUAAUCUGGAUAAUUUGAGUUUCUUCACUAAUCUCUGAAUAAAAGAUGGAUUUGAAGAAAUUGUGGCCUACAUCUAGGGUGGCAGGUAGACCUUAGAGGGCCAUAAUGGUGACUGACUUUCAUUCCAAACAGGGUUUGUUUUUGGUUGCUUUAUGAACUUUAUUUAUCUUGCAGUGAGAUUAUUACUUACCGUCGAAAUUCAGAAAAACUCUUAUGCUGCUUUGUUGUGCUAUGGGAAUUUUUAGAGGUAAUGUUUUUUGACAUCACGCAUUUAUUUGGUUAUGAUUUGCUGCUCGAUCUACACAAAGUUCAAAUAAAAGAUUAAUCCUAAAAGAAAAAGCCAAGGAAAUGAAUUAGGCAUCUCUUUAAAUAAAAUGAGAUAAUGUUAAUUUGUAUUGUAUAUAAUAAUUUGAGGUGACAGAUCAACCUUACAAAAAGAAUUUGGCAAAUUUUGUUAACAAAUUGUUCCACUAAGAGCUACUAUUUGCAAGGCAAUCAUUUGAAAUUUCCCAUCACAGUACUGUAUACUGUAUUUGCCAUAUUUCCCAGAGCACAUGAAGACAGUAUAACUGCUGUAAUAGCUUUGCAUUUCAUUAGCCAUUACAUUAUUUUUUUUACUUGGUUUUGGUUUGCCUGCUUGUUAAGGUUAUUUGCUUUUCAUGUAUUUAACUAGAUGACACUCCUUCUAUUUCAUCUUUAUAUUUUUUAAUCAUUUUAAUUCAACAGCUUUUUAGGAAAUUUAAGUUGUUAAUUAUUUCAUCAAUUUUUAUAAGCGGAUGAUUAACAGUGAGGCACUCUAACAAAGCUGGCUUGCUAAAUAGGAAUUGUUUGUGAAUGUGUGUGUUCACCAUUGAGAAGAUGAUAAAAUAAAUAAGAGCUGAAGAAACGGAGGGAUUUAAUUCAUUAUAGUCUACAAAAACAUUUUGAUGAUUUUUCUGUGAAGUGUAGCAAAAUCUAAUGUGUCACAAUGAUAAUUACAAUAAAUGAAAUUAUCGUCUAUAACCACAGCAAUUGGUUAUAAGAAAAUUAAGAAAUUGUUUUGAAUGAAACUUGUUUGUUCAAGUGGUGGCCACAAUGACCUACUGCAGACACCAUAUAUCAAAGGAUUUAAGGAAAAUCAUUACAGUCUUAGAAGGUCCAUUUGCAUAACUUCAUCAGUAUUGACAACUGUUUUGAAACUGAAUGUUAUAUAAAAUAAAAGAGAACAAGCAUCCUCUUAUAAUACAUUAUGGGCUCAAAACAAAUUCCAUUUUAUACAUAAUGUUAUUCAGAAAACAUAUGACGUGACCUCAAAUCAAGACACAACUUUGAUUAGCAAGAGGAAAAGCUCUUCUCCCUACCCAAACAUUCUGGUGAAGACUCCUUCAUUAGUCACACAUGAACAGGCACAGACUGAGCUGUAAGUGAGGUGCUGCCCUCGAUCUGAGUGAGAUGAAGAGCGUGAUGAUGACUCUGUGGAGGGGGAUUGUAAGGACGGCGGGGUGAGAGUACCGAAAAUAAUUUAUAAUGUAUAACUGGAUUGGAAACUCAACAUUAGAGUACUCACCCCGCCUUGUUGUAUUAAUGAAAUUUUUGGGUUUGACAAUUUGAAGUAUAAGUUGUUUUUUUCUUAAAGCAGCUGUAGAGAUUUGUGUAAAUAAUGUAUAUAGUUUACUAAAAGCAAAUGUGUAAUAUCAUUCAGUAUCUCUUUAUAUUUUGUUCAAAGAUCUGUAAAUAAACAGUUCAAGUAAGAUAUUUGUUUAACACUGUUGCUGUAACCAAAAUUAAUGUGUUGUUUCUGGCAUUCAUUGAACGUGUGCAUUGCUUUAGUGGUCAUCCUGAAGUAAGUAAUCCCUUUUUCUGCAAGACACAUUGCUGGUCUGUAUUGUAAAGGUAAAUACUGUUCAAAAUCUACCAUUUUUACGCACAAAAAAAAAAAUUCAUGAAAAAGAGUAAGGAGGUUCUGAUUCUUGCUUUCAAUUUCCAUCUUUUCUGUAUUUGUAAUUUUUAUGAUGAACUCCAAAAAUAAUGUUCUGCCACAAAAUUAAUUUAUAACUUCUUUGUAAGGAGAUACAUAAAACAGAUUUUACUUUAUAGCUUUUAAAGGGCAUGUUUGCCUCAAACUGGAGCUCCCAGUUUAAAGCAAUGAACUAUUAUGGUCAGUUCUUUCUUCACCAGGCCAUGAAGUGCCAUUUAAAGGUAUAAUUAAAUUUAUUUUUUUCUUUCUGAAAAACUGUGUUCAACUCUGCCUCCAUUGUUAUGAUAUUUAGUUUAACUCUCUACAAAGAGACUGGAAGCUAGGUGUUUUUGCCAUUUGCAGCAACACAGACUAGUUAUUAAUUUUGGUUUUUUUUAUAUGCUUUGAUGUUAUUCUUUCUGGAAGAAUUCAGCAUUUUGAUUGGACUGUUUUUUUACUAAUAAAAACGAACCUUUACCGUUAUUAAUUACCAGCCUUAUCCUGAUCCGUAGGACAUUCAUUGCAUGUGUUUUGUGUUGAUAUACUGUGUUUUUGUGUUCAUUUGGCAAAUGCCCUAUUAAAUGAAUUUAUAAGAUGAAAAGCAGAAAGAGUACAAAAGAAAGCCAGUUUAAAUUUGUGGAUAAUCUAUAUAAUGUAGAAAAGAAAAGAAAUUCAUUUUCAUUCAUUUUUAAAUUACAUACAACUCCUAACAAGUCUUAGAAAUUACAGAAAAGCUGAAAAUUAAAGUGCUUUAAAGACCUCCUUAAUUUUGUCUCUGUACCACAUCACUUUACAAAGCUUUAAAUCAGCAAGCUUAUUGAUAUGUGUGCACUGAAAAUAUGUUUCAUACAAUAUUUUUAAAGAAACAAGUUUCAAGGAAUGAAAAAAAUAUUUUGCACUGAAAUUUUAAUUAUUGGUGAUUAACUUUCUUGUUUAUGCGAACACUAAAGUGCCAUCUUCAGUGUGUAUAUAUAAAUACAAAACAAAAAGAAAAAUCAUCUCAUCCUUAUAAAGGUUGUUUACAUUUUAGAACAUCAAAACAUUUCUUUAAGCCUUUAUAUCAAAUGUAGGUAUUUCUUACUGUUGCAUAAAAAUGAUUUAAUAUAAUAAACUUUACAAAACUA